Molecule: messenger RNA, 664 nt
Organism: Thamnophis sirtalis
Lineage: Eukaryota; Metazoa; Chordata; Lepidosauria; Squamata; Natricidae
Source: RefSeq, a predicted model, not a curated record
AGUGCCACGCAGCCAGAGGACCAAUUUUGCAGCCAGAGGACCAAUUUUGCAACUAUGGCUUUCCGCGCGGGACUCUGCUUUCUCCUGCUGGCGUUUGCUCUCUUCCUCCUUCCGUCCUACGAGCAGAAGGCAGUGGGUCCCCCUGCAGAAGAUGUCCAGAUAGAAAUCUUGCACGUCCCCGAGGUCUGCGAGCCCAAGAGCAAAAAGGGUGAUCUACUCAAUGCGCAUUACGACGGUUUCCUGGGUAGUAAUAAGACCAAGUUUUACUGCAGUCGCACACAAAAUGAUGGCCAUCCAAAAUGGUUUGUCCUUGGUGUUGGCCAAGUCAUUAAAGGCUUAGAUAUUGCAAUGAUGAAUAUGUGUCCUGGAGAGAAACGAAAAGUGAUCAUUCCUCCUUCACUUGGCUAUGGAGAACAAGGCUAUGGUAAAAUAGGACUAAAUAUGAAUAUCUUCAGUUUUUUUAAUUGCACAAUUGGGCAUCCAUAGUAAAGUGGAUUAUUGAGAUGCCAGAGCAUAUCACUUUUACGUACCAGUAAAACAACCUUUCUUCUUUUUUUCAUCAGCAAUUUCUUCUGUAAAUGUUAUUUAUCCAUCAGCAAAUAUGGAGUGAUAGUGACACUGAGGAAUUGCUGCUUCCUCAGGUUCUUUCCAUUGUCAUAUGUUA